This is a messenger RNA of Mycena indigotica, 2643 nucleotides long. Its product is annotated as Small nucleolar ribonucleoprotein complex subunit. The coding region runs from base 1 to 2643 and encodes 880 amino acids. Gene Ontology annotation, molecular function: protein binding. Gene Ontology annotation, cellular component: Pwp2p-containing subcomplex of 90S preribosome; small-subunit processome. The record is from RefSeq and is a predicted model, not a curated record. Gene Ontology annotation, biological process: ribosomal small subunit assembly; maturation of SSU-rRNA from tricistronic rRNA transcript (SSU-rRNA, 5.8S rRNA, LSU-rRNA). Lineage: Eukaryota; Fungi; Basidiomycota; Agaricomycetes; Agaricales; Mycenaceae. The transcript has 8 exons.
AUGAAGGCGAACUACAAGUUCUCCAACAUUUGCGGCACAGUCUAUCAACAAGGGAAUGUGCUCUUCACCCCAGACGGCAACACCCUCCUCAGUCCAGUCGGAAACCGCGUCUCGAUUUUUGAUCUGGUCAACAACAAGUCGUUCACUCUUCCAUUUGAGAAUCGCAAGAACAUCGCUGCAAUAGCUUUAAGUCCUGACGCAAAUGUCUUAAUUUCCGUCGAUGACGAUGGCCGCGCCCUCCUUGUGAACUUCCGUAGAGGGACUGUGCUCCACCACUUCAACUUCAAGAAGCCAGUGAAAGACAUAAAAUUCUCCCCCGACGGAAAAUUCAUUGCGGUCACGCAUGGGACGCAGCUCCAAGUCUGGCGCACCCCAAAUCACCUUGCGCGCGAAUUUGCACCAUUCGACCUGCAUCGGACUUACACUGGACAUCAUGACGAUGUUUUGAGCAUUGAAUGGGCACCAGACUCAAGUUGCUUUAUAACAACGUCGAGAGACAUGACUGCUCGAUUGUUCACCCUCAAUCCGUUGGAAGGCUUCCGACCAAAAACUUUUGCUGGGCACAGGGACGCAGUACUGGGGGCAUACUUCUCAAGCGAUGGUGCAACGGCGCGUUCUCCUCCCCUUCCUUUUUGCACGAAUCUGACAAUUUUCACAGAUAUAUACUAUUCAGAAUCUGACUCUGAUUCCGACGAGCCUAUCGCAUCGACCUCGCAAGGCACGGGAAGCAAUAUCAUCGCCAACACACGAUGGGGCGUUCAUAAGCGCCAUUACUUCAACCAAGCCAAUACAAAAGUCGUAUGCACGACAUUCCACGCUCCCUCUAACCUCCUCAUUGUCGGAUUUUCCACUGGCGUCUUUGGCCUUUGGGAAAUGCCGGCGUUCUCCAACGUGCACACACUCAGCAUUUCGCAAGAAAAGAUUUCAUCCGUUGCCAUAAAUGCGUCAGGCGAGUGGUUAGCCUUUGGUGCCAAAAAACUUGGGCAGCUGCUUGUUUGGGAAUGGCAGUCCGAGUCGUAUAUCCUCAAACAGCAGGGCCAUUUCUACGACAUGAACACCCUCGCCUAUGCUCCCGAUGGUCAAACAAUUGCGACUGGAGGUGACGAUGGCAAAGUCAAAGUCUGGUCCACACAUUCUGGGUUCUGUUUUGUCACCUUCACGGAACACACCGCGCCAAUUUCCUCCGUCGCAUUCGCCAAACACGGGAGUGUGUUGUUUUCCGCUUCAUUAGAUGGGACUGUCCGGGCAUACGACCUCGUCCGCUAUCGAAACUUUCGCACAUUCACAUCUCCCUCGCCAGUGCAAUUUUCUGCCCUCGCAGUCGAUCCUUCAGGUGAAGUCGUGGCUGCUGGCUCCACUGACUCUUUCGAGGUCUUCAUGUGGUCGGUGCAGACAGGAAAACUGCUCGAUGUCUUGACCGGGCACGAAGGACCCAUCAGCGCACUCGACUUUUCGCCUUCUGGAGCCAAUCAACUCGCCAGCGGCUCCUGGGACCGCACAAUCAGAGUGUGGAAUGUCUUUGGGCGGUCACGUGCUGUGGAGCCGCUCACAAUUUCCUCUGAUGUGCUUGCUGUCGCGUUUCGGCCGGAUGGGAAAGAGAUUGCUGCGUCCUCAUUGGAUGGCCAGAUCGCCUUUUUUGAUGUGGAGAAAGGGAAACAGACAAACGUUAUCGAGGGCCGCAAAGAUGUGUCAGGAGGAAGGAAGGCGGACGACCGCGUUUCUGCUGCAAAUAGCACCUCCGGCAAAGCGUACAACAGUCUUGCUUAUACUGCUGAUGGGAAGUGCAUCCUUGCGGGCGGCAACAGCAAAUAUGUCGUGUUAUACGAUGUCCGGGAAGGGGAGGGUGUGAUGGUCAAAAAAUUCCAAAUAUCACAAAACCUGUCGUUGGACGGGACUGAAGAGUUCCUCGAUAGCAGGAAAGUCAACGAUGCAGGAAUCAACACAGACUUGAUUGAUUCGCGUGGCGACGAGAGCGACCUUGAGGACCGAAUGGAUCUCAGUCUGCCAGGAGCAAGUCGUGCCGCUGGCGAUAUGUCAAUUCGGCGUUAUAGGCAAGAAGCACGCACUAAAUGCGUGAGGUUUUCUCCUACUGGGCGGGCCUGGGCUGCUGCAUCGACCGAAGGGUUGCUCAUAUACUCCCUUGACGAAACUGUGUCCUUUGACCCAUUCGAUCUGUCGAUAGACCUCACUCCCCAGGCCGUGCUCGACGUUCUUGGUGACGGGGAAUACCUCAAAUCCCUGGUCAUGGCUUUCCGUCUCAACGAAAAACCGCUGAUCCGGCGGGUCUACGAAGGCAUUCCCCGCGGGGACAUCCGCCUUGUCGCGCGCCAGCUUCCGGGCAUCUACGUGCCUCUCCUUUUGCGCUUUGUCGCCGACCACCUCGCCCAAAGUCCACAUCUCGAAUUCGACCUACUCUGGGCCAACACCCUGCUCGUUUCUCAUGGCCGACAACUGCGCGAUCGCUCAGCGGAGUAUGCGAGUGUGUUUAGAGUGCUCCAAAAAGCUCUAGUAGACUCAGAACAGUCUAUCUCAAAACUAUGCGAGGGGAAUAUCUCAACCAUGUCCUAUCUUCUAGACCAACAAACCGUUAGAAACCACGCUACAUUACAGGGUGAUGUCGAGAUGCCUCCUAUUGCAGUAUAA